This is a messenger RNA of Cicer arietinum (chickpea), 1935 nucleotides long. Its product is annotated as cyclic dof factor 1-like. The record is from RefSeq and is a predicted model, not a curated record. NCBI's taxonomy places the organism in Eukaryota, Viridiplantae, Streptophyta, Magnoliopsida, Fabales, Fabaceae. Gene Ontology annotation, molecular function: DNA binding; DNA-binding transcription factor activity. Gene Ontology annotation, biological process: regulation of DNA-templated transcription.
AUUCCCAACAUUUCUCAAAAAUACCGAAGCACUAAAACAUCUUUCAGUAACGAACACCUAAACCUUGCAAACAACUUAAACCUUAAUCGUCUCGCGCGUUUUUACUUUCUUUGUUUUUUUGUUUUGUCAGUGCUCUGUUUAGAUCCAAAAAAAAAUAUGAUUGAAAGUAAGGACCCUGCAAUUAAGCUCUUCGGCCAGAAUAUUCCCUUUUCUGGGGAAGCUGAAGCUCUUACCAUCACCGGCAAUCAAACUGCAUCGCCGACGAUAAUGGAUGUAGAACAAGAAGAAAGAGAUUUUGAUGAAUCAACGAAUGAAGAUGAAGAGAAAGACAAGGAACAUGAAGCAGAAAAAGAUACCGAGAAAAAGAAAGAGACUGAUCCUCCUCCAAACAACGCAGAGACCAAGAACAACAAUUCCGCAACAACAUUGGCUAAAGAUAUUCACAAUACAAAGAGACUGUCAAUAGAUGAAGAAACUUCCAUAUCAGAGAAUGAUCAAACUGAUGCAGCAACAACUAACCACAACAGUCAAGAGAAAAUACUUAAAAAGCCCGACAAAAUACUCUCGUGUCCACGCUGCAACAGCAUAGACACAAAAUUCUGUUACUACAACAACUACAAUGUCAAUCAGCCACGCUAUUUCUGCAAGGCGUGUCAGAGAUACUGGACUGCAGGAGGAACCAUGAGGAAUGUUCCAGUCGGAGCAGGGAGAAGAAAGAACAAGAACAACUCUUCCUCUCAUUAUCGACACAUCACGAUUUCUGAGGCACUUCAAGCAGCUAGAGUUGUUGCUCCGAAUGGAACUCAUCAUCUUUCAAAUUUAAAAACCAAUGGUAGAAUCCUCAGCUUUGGAUUGGAUCAUCCACAAAUUUGUGAUUCAUUGGAAAAUGUCUUCAACCCUGCAGAGAAAAAAGGUCUUAACAGCACUCGAAAUAGCGAGUUUCAUAGCAUUGAAGGAACAAAGAUUCCGGUUAGUAGGAGUCAAAAUGAUGGUCACAACUCAAGUGCAUCUUCUAAAACAGUUGCAAAUUCUAUCGAGGAAAGUGGCAAAACCAUGUCCCAAGAAUCAUUACCACAAAAAAAUAAUGGUUUCAUUCCUCAAGUUCCAUGCAUUACUAGUGUUCCUUGGCCUUAUCCUUGGAGUUCGACGAUUCCCUCUCCACCUGCUUUGUGUCCUCCAGGAUUUCCCAUGUCAUUCUACCCUGCUGCUUUUUGGAAUGUUCCUUGGUUUCCCUCUCAUCCAUCGGUUACAAAUCCAAUGUCUCUGAACUCUAGUCUGAAUUCUCCAACACUCGGGAAACACUUGAGGAAUGAUGAUAACGACGACAACUUAGCUAAACAAGACCAUUUACAAAAUGAAGAAUCACCAAAACAAAGAAAUGGGUCUGUUUUGGUUCCAAAAACGUUGAGAAUCGAUGAUCCAAGUGAAGCUGCAAAGAGUUCUAUAUGGGCAACACUUGGAAUUACAAAUGAAUGUGUGAGUGGGGGAGGUAUGACUAAGGCAUUUCAAUCAAAGAAAGAUGGAAAAAAACAUGUUGCUGAAACCUCUCCAAUGUUAAGGGCUAACCCUGCAGCUUUGGCUAGAUCCCUUAAUUUUCAUGAGAGCUCUUAAAUAAGAAAAACCCUUUUGUUUUGUGUUUGAGAAUUGAGGUUGGUCACUUCUUCUCUUCGGACAAUGACCAUCUUUCAUCAAUUGAUAUGAAGAGAAGUUUGGUAGUUUUAACACAAGAAAAGGGAACUAAUUUUGUCUAUCUUUUCAUGUGACACUAUGAAUAGAUGUCUUUUUUUUUUAUGCUCUUAGUUUGUUGAGUUUGAAUUGAUGUACAUAAAUCUAUGUUGAAAUAGUGGCUAGAGAUGGGAAAGAUCUUUAUUAUGUUCAAAAACUCUUGAGGUACUGUAUUUUCUUAUGAUAAAGGAAAAUGGGAUUUCAUUUUUA